Mercenaria mercenaria is the source of this 4917-nucleotide messenger RNA. RefSeq lists its product as uncharacterized. NCBI's taxonomy places the organism in Eukaryota, Metazoa, Mollusca, Bivalvia, Venerida, Veneridae. The record is from RefSeq and is a predicted model, not a curated record. Gene Ontology annotation, cellular component: cytoplasm. The coding region runs from base 155 to 1789 and encodes 544 amino acids. The transcript has 8 exons.
UUUAUUUGAUUUUUUUACACAUCUCCUGGUUUUAUCUUCCAAGAAAUGAUUUUGUUUCGCUAAAAAUUCGUUCAGAAUAUUUUCCAAAUUUGUAAAAAAAAAAAAAAAAAAUAAGACUCAAAAAGUUGGAAGUUGCGACGAACAAGGCGCAGUUAUGUUCAAGGCCCUGGACAGGGUAAGGUAUGAUACCUUACGUCUCAACAAGAAAGAGAAACCCCCACCAUCACCAUUUCAAGUAAAAUCUUUGACAGAUCUCGCCUGUAUAUCUCUGAACUGGUUCCCAAAUCUGCUGGAUGAUGGUGUUGGCAUAUUACCCAUACACCUGGUUCCCAAACUGCUGAAGAUAGCUAUCAACAAUGAUCAGGCUUGGGCUGUUAGUACAAUCAUUGCCAACUGGCCUCUUGAAACACUCAGGUUUGCAGACAUUUUGACAGAAGAAGAAGCAGAAGUGUUUGAGGAAGAUAUGGGAGCUGUGUGCUUCUACGUGUUUGAAGGGAUCACUAGCAGAACCAAAAAUUGUCGUCUCAAAUGUCUCGACUUCACCGAUAUAAAGCUCAAUGGGAUGUUCUGCAAGCUGAUUAUACAAAUAUGGCCUCUCUUGUCUUUGAAGAAAUCCCAGCUGAAACCAAAGAAACUGGCUAAAACUGUUGCUCAAGUUGCAGGUGUGGACCAAAUCAAGCUAACAUAUGAAAUAAUACCCAAAAUCCUAGCAGAAAGGCUUGAACAUGAUGUUAUCAUAACGUCGGACAGAAUUGUUCUUCCUCGAGGUCAGAGAAUGGAGGUAAAGAUAGACGGCGCUCACUUCACAACAAACAACAUGUUCUUCAUGGAUUACAUGAUCAGUAACUGUCUACGUUCCAUUACACCAGUAUUUGUCACAGUGUCAAAUAUUCACAUCAAAUCAGAGCUUGUAGAAGGGGAUGUGAUAACAGAUUCUCUAGCACCAUUCCUUGUUCUCAAAGGUCAAGAUACAGGGUUAUUGGACGGUUUGUCACUGCGGCAACUAGAGGAAGGUAUUCUUCACAUCAUCUCACCAGACAUCAUGAAGUUCACCAAUCUCCAUAGCCUCGAUAUACAGGACUGCAAUCUCUACCUGCAGGAGGGUAUCACACGUAGUCGAACAGUCACGCGAUCUAGACUUUGCAACAUGCUCAGUUCAUUCCAUCAUUUACACCGUCUAGACAUCAGUUUUAACUUUCUUAUUGGUUGUUUAGGCGAGCUGUUGGAUGCGUUAAAAAUGCCGCUGGACUACCUCAGUGUUCGAGGCUGUGAUCUCAACGAGAUGGAUCUCAAUAACUUGGCCAAAUCUAAACACGCACCUCAUUUGAGAGAACUGAAUAUAUCGAAACUGUGCAGUUUCUCAAUAUACGAAAGUGAUAGAAUAGCACCGAUGAGUAUUUUAAGAACAAUGAAACACUUCCCGAAAAUGACGUUGCUAAAUCUGUCACAGAACCAUCUUCCGGACUCAGGAGUUAAAGAGCUGUGUGAGAUUCUAACAAACAAUCUCGUGUGUCUGAAAGGGUUAGAUAUGUCGGGUAACAUUAUGCAGUUUGAAAGCCAACUUGAACUCGCAAAGGCUUGUGCAGAGAUUCCCAAAAUGCAAUGGGUGCGGCUCACGUGCAUGAACAAUGUUCUGAACGAAGGAAUCUUGAUGGAUAAUAAUCAGAUAGGUGCCAUGUAUGAGAAGCUGCUGGAUGUAAUGAAAUCCCGUGGUAGAGAUGACAUUUGCGUGGACGUGGUUCGGUUAUCAGUGGCAAUACUCGUGGACUUGAUUGAUUUCUUGGAGUAAACAUGUGUGCAAUGUAUCAGGAUAUACCAAAGAAAACUGUGUUUAAAGUUGAAGGGAAAUUAUGUGCUGCAUAUAAAGUUCUUGAAGAAGGUUAGUCAGUGUAAAGAGAGAGAAUUAUGUAUUAAAAUGGCAUAUUUAAAGAAAAACGAGAAAGUGCUGUUCGUAUGACAUUCUGAAAAGUUUUGCCAAUGGCGAAUGCUGCAGUAAACAAUGGAUUAUCUUGAAUGUGAUAAAGUUUGCAAAUUUACAUCCUCCAGUAUGGAAUAUAAUUUUGGCUAGAUUACUUCAAAGUUUGGUCAGUUAAAGUCCAAAUUUUUUGGAUAUCUUCACUUUACACAGAAAUUUCUACAAAAUGAUGUACCGGUAUACCAGUAUAUAUUUUUUCUUUCAAAACAGUAUUUUUGCACUUUACAAGGAUAUUUUGUAAAACUCAUCUCAGUAAGUCUGUAUCAGAUGCCAUUUUUACAAAAUAAAAUUAUAACAGAUUUUAAGAUAGUGGAGCACUUAACAACAAUCAAAAAUUUCCAUUAUGAUUAUGUUUUUGCUGUGUGUGAUUUUAGCAUUCACCAGUGUGAACUGAAAGCCGUAUGAGCUACGUUAUGGUAUGAAAAAUGGCAAAAUAUCACGCAAAAAUUAUGCGAUCACAUGGAAAUUAUGUGUUACCAUUAUGUUUUCAAAACUUUAAGAGUGACUCAUUUGUACCAGAAAUGUUGGAAUGUGUAGCUUUAAAGUAGACCUGGUAGAGGACCCAUUAUGAUGCUCGGCAGUUUACAUAUGAUUACAUAUUCUUGUCUGGCAGUUUGCCAUCCUUCAGAGGUAAAUGUUUAGUUGAAUAUAAUAGUGCUCAUGGAUUUUCAUAAAAAUUUGAAGAGUGCAAAAACUACACAAAUGUACAUAAGGGGAGUAUGGUAUUUGUUGCUUGACAUAACAUUUCCACUACCUUAACAGUACCAGAUGUCAAGAGCAAGUGGUGUAUAUAGUGUAAGAUAAAGUAUAAGUCUGCAUUAACAGAACUGUGGUGGUUUGGUGGGAGGUUACUGAUUUUCAUCAACUUUUAAAGUCUGCGACUAAUGGCUUCUCAGCAAAAUUUAAUCAGUAUGACUAUGAAUGUGCUAUAGACUAAGUUAUGGCAAUUAAAAAUUUGCAAGUUUCUGAAUUUUAGACUGUAAACAUUGAUGAAUAAGGGUCAAACAGAUGUUUUGUGGCAGAAUUGUAUUCAGUUGUCACUCCAGCAAGUAGUUUAGUUUCUAAAAUAUAUUCCAACGAUAUUUUGUCAAAAAUUGCAUCUGAAAUGUAUGUCAAAGGUUUCUUUUACAAAAUAUAAUCUCAAACAAAUUCUGAAAGGACUUCAUUUAAAAAAAUGUGAAACAUCAAGGCAUUUUUACAUAGACACAUGAUACAGAGACUUAUAUUUGCUGUUUUAGUCAAACAAACUAAACUAAAUGUCAUUACUUACCUGGCAUUAAUAAUGCAACAAUGGUGAAGAGUGUAGGUGGCCUGUACUUUUUCAGGUAAAACAGAGUGACUGUUGGAUUCCGGAAGAAAAAUAUUUUCUUACAACUUUAGUAAAGUGAUUUUUAAAAAUAAUACUGCUUAAAACUCUCUGGGUCACACUUUUGUCAUUAUUAAAUUUGAAAUUACGACAUUUAUGAUUCAGUUUUCUCAGUGUAAAGAAUUCAAACAUUAAUUUGGAUCCAAACGUUAAUUCUUCGAUGUGUUGUACAUACAUUUGCAGUCAUUCUGAUAUGCAAAUUUAUAAAUAUAUAAUAAUAAAACUUUUCAUCUGUACUCAGUAAUGACACCUACUGUUUGAUCUAUCUCUUCAGUACCAAGGUGUAUACUCAAUUUCUCUUUCAAUUUGUGACAAGUUUGACCAUAUAUUUUUAGCACAGCUGUGAGAAAAUCGACAUCAGGGCUUCGCGUCUGCUUAGUCUGAUCUGGAUCUAUACUGUUUGCUUAUCAGUUGCAUUUCAGAAUGGGGGGGAUAAACAAUUAGUAUGGAUGUGCCCUGAUCUGGAUCCUUGCUGGUCGUAAAGCCCUUACGUUAGUUUUCGCACAUCUGUGCUCUUUCAUUAUUCAUCAUUAUAAAGAACUAAGGAUGAUAAUAGAUCCUUUUUAUUUUUCCAAAUAACCUGUAAAAAAAGCUUUUUUGUUAAAUUUUAUUUUGCUAUUAUAAUUUGGACACCAAACAGUUUAAAAAUUCAAUUUUAACAUUAUUUUGCUGAUAGAUUUUUAUGAAAUUGUCUAAGGCCUAAAAAAAAAAAUUCUUUGUUUCCGGUAACAUGCUCCAAAAAAUUAGGGUAGGUAGGUUGGAAAUUUUUUUUUUUUUUUAUUAAGGGAGACUUUUCAGAAAAUAUUUUUGUGUCAAAAAAUGAAUACAAACAAGGGGGUUAUGCCUUUAGAGCAUCAGUAAGUUAAUUUUUAACAUCACUGAGCAUGUUUAAAGCAUAAAAAGUGCAGUUUUGCAAUUUUUUGUUAAAAAGUUGAAAAAAAUAUUCUCCAAGGGCAUAAAAACAUUUAGGGUCAGGCCAAAAAUUUAGGGUCGGUCUGGAUACCGUAAACAAACAAAUUUUUUUUUACGCCUAAUUAUCUUAUAUAGAGUAAAAGCAACAAAAAUUUUCAUGGACUAGACUUUUAAAGCAGAAAAAGUACAUUUUUGGACACAAAAUUGACAUUGAAUACAUCUUUAAAAUCCAGAAUGAACCUGUUGCCAUUGAGAACUUUAUAACUUAUUGUAAAGAUGUAUAACUUAUAACUGGAUCUUGCAGUAUAUUAUAUUUUACCCAAGUGUUGGGACACCCUUAGUAUUGGGACACCCUCAAAAUUUGCGAAAAUAUUUAUUUUUUUCUAGUCACUAACAUUUGGGAUACAAAUUUCUUUAAUAUUUUUCUGUUCCUGCAAUUUCAGACAGUAUGUAAAGAAAUGAUUGUACCAACAAAAAGCUGAAAAGUUUCAGAUUUAAAUUUCUUGACAAUAUGGUUAUACAUACAUUUUGUUGGUGUAAACCCUUGUAAAAGUGAUCCUAAUAAAAGCAUUUAUGUAUGAUGGUUGUAUAAUAAUGUGCUGGAGACACUUGUUAAUAUUGUUCUUUACAUAACUUUCAAAUAAAACCAGUGUUUCAAAAUAUA